AUGUCCACAGCUUUUACUCAGCCACCUCAACAUUCAGCAUUCGGAAAAUACAAACGUUGGUUGCGUUUGUCCCUUUAUACAAUAUUACUUCUGGCAGGCCAAUGCACAGCCACACUUUUGGGAAGGUUCUACUUUGACAAAGGUGGUAAAAGCAAAUGGAUUGCAACAGCUAGUCUAUCUUGUGGGUUCCCUAUACUAAUUCCACUCCUAAUUUACUCUGCCAAAUCAACCAACCAUGAUUCCUCCAAAACCAAAACCAAAACCGAACCAAGAAGCUCAGUUAUGAUUCCCUUGUACCUAGGUUUUGGUCUACUGUUGGCAGUAAUGGACUUCUUGUAUUCCUAUGGACUUUCAUGUCUUCCUCUUUCCACUUUUGCCCUAGUUUGUGCCACCCAACUAGUCUUCAAUGCGAUAGCUACUUUCUUACUCAAUUCCCAAAAGUUCACUGCAUUGAUAUUGAACUCUAUAGUUGUUCUUACUAUGUCAGUUGUCCUAGUCGCACUCAACACUGAAUCCGAGGACAAAAACCUUCCGAAAGAGAAGCAACUAAUCGGAAUCUUCUGUGCCCUUGCUGCAUCUGCCAUGUUUGCUUUGCACCACGCUCUCUUGCAGCUUUAUUUUGUGAAGAUUGCAAAAACAGAAGAAACCUAUCUUUCUCUGUUGAGGAUGAAUUUUUACCCCAUGCUCAUUGCUUCAGUCGCUGGCCUUGGGGGAUUGUUUGGAAGCGGAGAUUGGAGAAGUAUGGGAAGAGAGAUGAAGGAGUUUAAAUACGGUGGAGUGUCUUACGUAAUGACUCUGGUUUGGACUGCUGUGACAUGGCAAAUAGCAUGCAUUGGUAUGUUAGGAUUGAUUUUUGAGGCAUCUUCGUUGUUCUCUGUUGUAAUAGGUAACCUGGAACUCACCAUAACUCCUAUCCUUGCUGUGUUUGUGUUUCAUGACAAGAUUUAUGGGAUGAAGGUUAUAUCCUUCUUGUUAGCUAUAUGGGGCUUGCUCUCCUAUAUUUACCAAUAUUAUCUCGAUGCCCAAAAGGCCAACCAAGAUAAAAUUGAUGAUGGCCUUGGCCUUUCAAAGGUAUAA
Molecule: messenger RNA, 1077 nt
Organism: Vigna umbellata (rice bean)
Lineage: Eukaryota; Viridiplantae; Streptophyta; Magnoliopsida; Fabales; Fabaceae
Source: RefSeq, a predicted model, not a curated record